Messenger RNA from Impatiens glandulifera, 693 nucleotides. Its product is annotated as NAC domain-containing protein 83-like. Lineage: Eukaryota; Viridiplantae; Streptophyta; Magnoliopsida; Ericales; Balsaminaceae. The coding region runs from base 1 to 693 and encodes 230 amino acids. Gene Ontology annotation, molecular function: DNA binding. The record is from RefSeq and is a predicted model, not a curated record. Gene Ontology annotation, biological process: regulation of DNA-templated transcription. The transcript has 3 exons.
AUGGAGAGGCUCAAUUUAGUCCAGAGUGGUUUCUUAACGAGACUUCCAACUGGUUUCCGAUUUGAACCUACGGAUGAAGAGAUCAUUCUUCAUUACCUGCACAACAAGGUCAUGUCCCGCCCAUUACCCCCUUACUUCAUACCAGUAAUCGAUGUCUGCAAAUCUGAUCCAUGGAAUUUGCCAGGUAAUUCGGAAAAGGAGAGGUACUAUUUCUUCAACACCCAUGAAUCUAUGUACCCAAAUGGGGACAUGCCCAACUGCUCUGGCUACUGGAAGGACAUCCGGAUUAAUAAAGAAAUUUUGGUUGUUAAGGGAACUCAGGUAAUAGUGGGGAUGAAGAAAAUCCUUAUCUUUUACACAGGAAACUCUCCCUACGGUUCCAUGACAGACUGGAUUAUGCAUCAGUAUAGCAUACCUGCUUCCGCCGCCGCCGAUGGCCCAGGCGGUUCAGUCAUCAAUCCCCUAAAGAAGAUCAAACUUUCGGAGGGCUCGAAUGAUGCUGCGGUCGCCAUGGAUGAUUACUACUGGGUUUUGAACAAGGUUUUUAGGAAACAGAUUAGUGAAAGGAUGAUGCGGUUCAUCUCCAAUCGGAACGCUGCUCCUGCUUCUUCCGAUUCCAGUGUGAUUACGAUCGAAAACUCUCCUACCCGUGAACCAGAUCAUCAGGAGGAGGCAAGCAGCAGGAAUCCUUAG